Molecule: messenger RNA, 13660 nt
Organism: Sorex araneus (European shrew)
Lineage: Eukaryota; Metazoa; Chordata; Mammalia; Eulipotyphla; Soricidae
Gene: NEBL
Product: nebulette
Exons: 26
Coding region: 2037-4697 (886 amino acids)
Biological process (GO): cardiac muscle thin filament assembly
Cellular component (GO): Z disc; focal adhesion
Molecular function (GO): actin filament binding
Source: RefSeq, a predicted model, not a curated record
CCGUGUUUCAGCAGCUUACAGCCUCAACUGGUGUUUGUGGCUGAGAAAGUGAGACUGAGUGAUUUGGAAGGUGUGUGUGGAUGGGAUGGGAGAAUGGCGCGGUGUACUCAGGACCUGCGCCAAGUUCAUUUUCCCAUGAUUCAUUCACAGCUAUUGACCAACCCCCUCCCCCCACUUGAAUAGGCAGGGUGAUGCAUAUGAAUGCAGAAGUUAUUUAAUUACAUGGUUUUAUUUAGUAGAUGUGUUUAGUAAAUGAAUUUAAUUAAAUGACACACAUUCACAAACACCUCCUGGCCUUUGAAAAAAGUUACUGCAAUUUGGCAUCUUAUUCCAUUUUGAAUAGUUCUCAGAUUUUGAAUUUGUCUAAAUUUGGACUUUCCAAGAGUUCUGGAAAGUACAUAGUGGCAGAGCAUAUACCACGCAUGUGGGAGACUUGAGUCAGAUCCCCAGCACUGAGAAAAUGCAAAAUGUUAAAAAACCCUGAUAGUUAUUUUUUUUUAACCAUGGAUGAGGUUAUAAACUAUACACAUAAAGUGAACUAUCUGGAAAAAUCUCAUAGUUGUUAAUUAUGUUUAUUAUAAGAUCUCACUUCAGAUAUUUGUUAAAAUGACAUACUACAUUUAAGUUUUGAAAUAAACAUUUGCAUAUAGAUGAAUUUGCUUUGGAUUUGAAAGCUGCAUUCCAUUCAGAAAUGUAUUUUCUAGGAAAAAAAUACAAUAGCAAGAAUUUAAAAAUGUAGUAGGGACCAAAAGGUGUUAAUUCAAUUCUUAAUAGAGGUGUAUGAGUAGCUCUUAGUUUUAUAAUUCAUACCUUUAAUUAUGUUUCUUCCAAAGCAUUAUAUAAGCUAUGUCAAAAUGUAUUUUUCCAGAAGAAUUGAGUCAAUAUUAGGUAUUCAAGAGGAAACAUAGGUAAAAAUAACUAUGUACAUAAUAUUAAAACAUAUGAGCAUUGUGCAAGAUUCAUACUAUUUUUCAUGAGCAGUGUAUUUUGUGUGCCUCUCUUUACAGCCACUAAUGUGUAUACAUUUCCAUAUUAUAAGUAAUGCAGUCUUUAUUUCCAGGAUGUUGAAUUAGGUGGUUUCAAACUUGCUGGUAUUUGGCUUUCAUUAUUUUGUGUGUGUGUAUAAAAUUAUUUGUUGAUAGAUUGUGUAUGUCCUUUGAGAAAAAAAUUUUAUUAAAAUUUAGACAUUUUAGAGAAUUGUUUAAUAUUUAAGAGAAUACAUAGGGAGUAAGAGAAAGCAGACUAAAUAUUUGUUUUGUCUUAUUUUCUUGAAUUUAGGCAUUGUUUACUUACAUAGACAUUUUACUAAUGACUUUUUUUAAUUGAAGAGAAAAGGUUGAAUUUAAGGAUUUCUGGUUAUUACCCAUUCAUUUUUCUAGCUAUGCCAACAAUACACCGAUCAUGAAUACUGAUGAUUAGCUUCUUAUCUUUCUUCCUCUUCAUUUUUCCUUAAAUCAAAAUCUAGUUUUGUCUUAAAAAGUGCAAAUUAAAGAGGGUGGUAGGGGAAGAAAUUACAAAUUAAAGAUCUAUUUCACCAGCAGUGACAUUCAGUAUGGUAUCUUUCUUUGGAUUACUUAAAACUGUAGAAGUUAUAUAGUACAAACAAAGUUAUGUCAUAAAUCUUCAACUACCACAGAAAUUUAUUUCAUAAAUAACUAAACAUUUCUACUUAAGACAUUUAUGUGACAGCUAAGACAAGGAUUGCAGUAGAUCCACAGGUAAGCCUUUUAAUUUAUACUCAAAUUAAAUCAAUAUUCACAUUUAGUAAGAAAAGAAUUGAUCAUUUCACCAACCUUUAUCAUUAGCAGGAAUACACAUUUUAUUCAAUACCAGAGGCUGCUUGCAGAUCCAUUCUUAAUUAUGCAAAAUAAAAACCCUUGUCACACAGGUAAAAGAGAAAUACUCUUUAAAGAAGCGGAAAAAACAAACAACCCAGAUGACAAAAUUCUGUAUUUCACAGAUUCUCUGAAACACACACUGGAAAGCGGAUCAGAAACAUUACCUCUUGGGAAACAAGGAGAUAGCAUCCGAGUCUGAUGAAGUCCACGGAGAAUGAAUACUACCAUGAACAGCGUGAGGACUGUCCCUUCAGUGACAGCCAGGCAGUGUGUUGGAAGCAGCUUUGUCAACGUUCUUUCCCUGCGUGCAGAAAGCUGUCAGAGGUGCUCUUCCCAUUUGAAAAGGUCUUUCUUAAACCUGUUAUUGAAGACCUAAGCAUGGAAUUGGCCAGAAAAUGCACUGAACUUAUUAGUGAUAUCCAUUAUAAGGAAGAGUAUAAAAGGUCUAAGGAUAAGUGUACAUUUGUGCCUGAUACUCCGAUGCUAAACCAUGUAAAAACUGUUGGUGCUUUCAUUUCUGAGGCAAAAUACAAAGGUGCAUCCAAGGCAGAUCUCUCAAAUUCUCUGUAUAAGCAGAUGCCAGCCACAAUUGACAGUGUCUUCGCAAAAGAAGUUACUCAACUUCAAAGUGAGGUUGCCUACAAGCAGAAGCAUGAUGCAGCCAAAGGAUUUUCAGAUUAUGCUCACAUGAAGGAGCCGCCUGAGCUAAAACAUGCCAUGGAGGUCAUGAAACACCAGAGUAAUAUUUCUUACAGAAAAGAUGUGCAGGAUACACACUUGUAUAAUGCAGAGCUUGACAGACCGGACAUCAAGAAGGCAACACAGAUCUCCAAGAUCAUAAGCAAUGCAGAAUACAAGAAAGGACAAGGAGUAAUGAAUAAAGAGCCUGCUGUAAUUGGAAGGCCAGACUUUGAACAUGCUGUGGAAGCUUCUAAACUUUCUAGCCAAAUUAAAUAUAAAGAAAAAUUUGACAAUGAAAUGAAGGAUAAGAAACAUCAUUAUAAUCCCCUUGAAAGUGCCUCUUUCAGGCAAAGUCAACUAGCGACUAUCCUGGCAAGUAAUGUGAAGUACAAGAAAGACAUGGAAACUAUGCAUGAUCCUGUUUCAGGUCUCCCAAAUUUGGUUUUAGAACAUGCGCUGAAAACCAGCCAAUUGCUCAGCGGACAUGAGUAUAAAAAGGGUUUCGAGGAAAACAGAGGGAUGUACCAUUUCGCCGCGGAUGCUGCGGAACACCUGCACCAUAAGGAAAACGCCACCCUCCAGAGCCAGGUUAAAUAUAAAGAAGAAUAUGAGAAAAAUAAGGGGAAGUCAAUGCUUGAGUUUGUGGAGACACCGUCAUACCAAACUUCAAAGGAGGCUCAGAAGAUGCAGAGUGAGAAAGUUUACAGAGAGGAUUAUGAGAAGGAGAUCAAAGGAAGGCCAGCACUGGAUUUAGACAAGACUCCGGAAUUCUUACAUGUGAAAUACGUCACCAACCUUCUGAAGGAGAAAGAAUAUAAAAAAGACCUAGAAAAUGAAAUAAAAGGAAAAGGAAUGGACCUUAGUUCAGAUGUUCUUGACAUUCAAAGAGCAAAGCGUGCAUCAGAAAUGGCUAGUGAGAAAGACUAUAAAAGAGAUCUAGAGACUGAAAUCAAAGGGCGAGGCAUGCAGGUGAGCGCGGACACUCUUGAUAUCCAGAGAGCUAAAAAGGCAUCUGAAAUAGCCAGCCAGAAAGAAUAUAAGAAAGAUUUAGAAAAUGAAAUUAAAGGGAAGGGAAUGCAGGUGAGCAUGGAUAUCCCAGACAUGCUUCGAGCCAAGAGAGCAUCUGAAAUCUACAGCCAGAGAAAGUACAAAGAUGAAGCAGAGAAAAUGCUCUCUAACUAUUCCACUGUGCUAGAUACUCCAGAAAUUCAGAGAAUUAAGACAACCCAACAGAACAUUAGUGAUGUACUUUAUAAGAAAGAAAUAGGAGCUGGCACAGCAGUAAAAGAUACUCCAGAGAUUGAACGAGUGAAGAAAAAUCAGCAGAAUAUUAGUUCACUGCAAUAUAAAGAGCAGAACUACAAGGCAACUCCAGUCAGCAGCACCCCGGAGAUAGAGAGAGUGCGGAGAAACCAGGAGCAGCUGAGCAUGGUCAAAUACAAAGGAGAGAUGAAACAGGCAACAGCCAUAUCUGAUCCCCCAGAGCUGAAGAGAGUGAAAGAGAACCAGAAGAACAUCAGCAAUGUGUGUUAUAAAGGUCAACUGGGAAAAGCUACGGCUUUAAGCAUGACUCCUGAAAUGGAAAGGGUAAAGAAGAAUCAAGAAAAUAUUAGUUCGGUAAAAUAUACCCAGGAUCACAAACAGAUGAAAGGCAGACCAAGUAUGAUUAUAGAUACACCUGGUCUAAGACAUGUCAAAGAAGCACAAAAUCAUAUUUCAAUGGUAAAAUAUCAUGAAGAUUUUGAAAAGACCAAGGGACGGGGCUUUACUCCUGUUGUGGAUGACCCUGUGACCGAGCGAGUGAGGAAGAACACUCAGGUGGUCAGUGAUGCGGCCUACAAAGGGGUCCAUCCGCACAUCGUGGAGAUGGACAGGAGGCCUGGAAUCAUUGUGGCACCUGUUCUGCCUGGAGCCUACCAGCAAAGCCAUUCCCAAGGCUAUGGGUACAUGCACCAGACCAGCCUGUCAUCCAUGAGGUCAAUGCAGCAUUCACCAAAUCUACGGACCUACCGAGCCAUGUACGAUUACAGUGCCCAGGACGAAGAUGAAGUGUCCUUCAGAGACGGCGACUACAUUGUCAAUGUGCAGCCCAUCGACGACGGGUGGAUGUACGGCACCGUGCAAAGGACGGGGAAGACGGGCAUGCUGCCAGCCAAUUACAUUGAGUUUGUUAACUAACCCUCCUCUUUGCCCUUUGAGCUUUAUCCUAAUGUAUACUAAACUGGAUCUUUUUAAAAGGUAGAAGAUACUUUUAAGGCAACUGAACUGUUGUUUUACAAUAAUCUGUUCCUUUCUUUGACAAUUAGACACACAGGUACCGGGAAGAAGGGAUGACUUUUGGGCUGAAAACAGCAGCAUUUUCAGUAACUCCUAUAAAAUUUAUGUCUUGGUCUGGAGACUUGGUGCUGCUAAUUGUAUUAAUGGUUUCCUUGAGUUGGCUACCAAACCCUUUUGGGAAUGUGUGGUUAUAGAGUUUGAGAUAGGUUGUUGACUGCCCCUAAAUAUAACAAGUAUACAAAACUUCUUAGAUGUCACUUUGGAAUCACCAGAAGCCAAUUCUCUUGAAUUAGUAAAACAGCCAACAAUUUGAAACUUUAUAUUUUGAGUCUUUAAGUGAUUUCUAAUUCAAGUGAAAAUUGCUUAAUGUAACAUACAUAAGCAAUGGCAGAAUGACAGUUGGUGAAAUUUAUAUCAACUGGUAGUCUCGGGGACUUAGAAACAAACAAGAAUUCCUUUUUUCCUUGGCCAACCGUGGUCUACUUAUAUCUCAUUUGUACUAAUGCACUCCUACUCUCUGUUAAUAUUCUGUGGGCCCAAAUUUCUGCUUAGAAUUUGGCCCACAGAUUGUCAGAACUGAGUAACAUCACAGCUACUCUGCAAAGGGCAAAUUUUAAGGUCACCUAUCCAAUUUCUCUAAUAGGCUUCACCCUGUUGCAUGUCAUGUAGGUUCAAAAUUCUAUAACAUAUGUUCCUGUUAUUCAAGCAAAAAGUAUGGCUGAUAUCUAAAACACUUUUCCUCUUUUGCCAGCUCAUCAGGAAAAAAUAUUUUGAAAAGUUGCUUGAGAUUCUCCUGCUAGUUGCAUUCUAGUUUUGAAGGAUGUACACCUUAGAAAUUAGAUAUAUAGUCUAGUACAUAAGUGGUUUAGGUACUUCUUGAACAACUUUCAUUAACUUAAUGCUCCUAUUGAUUUAAAAGUAAACAAAAAUUAACAGGAGCCAAUAUGUUGGUGGUGUGGGUGGGGAAAGUAUGGAAGAAAAAGUGUGCUUCAGAAAACUAGUGAAAACUACUCCACCGAGAGAGCGAGCAGUGAUCUGGCUUUUUGUUUUGGACAAUGGCAUUCAAAUUCUGGAAUGGAAAGGUAGCCACUGAAACUAGUUAAUAAAAAUACUUCCUUUCCACUUUCAAUUUUUUUUCUAACUUAGAAUCACAGAAUGUUAAGAUAGGAAUGUACACAGAGAUAUCUCAGUUCAGAGCCAAUAGGCUGUUCAUGAAAAUAGAACUGAUGGCACACUGAUUUUUGACUUUGAAAUGUGUGAGCCUGCUGGGCUCACUCAUAGUCAUGGCCUUAGCCCAUGGUGGCUGGUCAUGAGCUUUUACACACUGUCAAGAUCACCAGAGAGAUUAACACCCAUCUGCAACUCUGUUUUCCUGAUGUGUCAUUUGUUGGAACUGCAACAGGAUAGCGUUCUUCUAGGCCUCUGAUGUUCUGAUGAAGCUGGAAAAGUUGCAAAAAUAUAAUUAAAAAAACUCUUGACCUGGAGAGAUAGUCCAUGGGUUAAGGGUGUUUGCCUUGCAUGUGGCUGACUUGGUUUGAAUCCACAGCACCAAAUAUGGUCCCUCAAAUACUGCCAGGAAUGAUCCCUGAGCACGGCUGGGUGUGAUUCCUCACCCUCCCCAAAUCACACUUGGGAUAGUUGGGAUAGCUACCUUAUGUAUUCUAUUCAAGGAAAUGCACCAGAUUUCCUAUAAUAUAAGUUUAUUAAGUUAGUCACACAAGCACCAUUUGUUGGCAUCUUUGAAAACUUAGGACAUGUUUUUUAGAAAACUCUGCAGUUUUAUCUAUAUCUGGCCAAAAAUUUUAAAAAGGCUUUAUUGAACCUGAGCUAUAGAUACACGACACCAACAUAAAGCAGAAAAGAUAAAAAGUUCAGGUAAAUACUGAAGAGUUUUUGGAGGUUUUUUUUUUUAUGGAUUACCAAAGAAUUAGUAUGACCAAUUUUCUGCCAUUGGAAGGACCAGUCAUAUUUAAAUCAUUAACCUCACAUUAUUUUUGGUGACUUGUACAGAAACCUACAAUGAAAAACUGAACAUUCAAUAUUUUUGCAUAAAUUUCUGUGCACAAAAAUUGAAGCUGACUCAAUUUUAUUGUACCAUUAAAUAAGUAUUUACAUAUCGCCCAGACAGAGCACUUUUUGAGAUUAUAAAAAAAAUAAUUGUUGAUUACAUUUUCAGACUGAAUGUAGGACAGGUACAAUUUUUGACAAAUAAUACAUUUAGAGGAUUCUCAGAGAAAAUUGACUUGAAAUGAUGAUUAUAAAUCUGGAAAGUUACCAUGUUUCAUUGCUUUCCUAAUCUACUGAUUUUUAAAAGUCAAUUCACUGGAUGUAAAAGUCAAUAUACAUUUGAAGGAAUAAUUCUCCACAAAUUUUAAGCUUCACCUGAUGUUUGCAUAGCAAGACGUUUCUGCUUACAGUCUUAGGAACUCAGAUCUCAUCAGAAUUUAAUUAGAGGGCAGUUAUUUUUGCAAUUAAGAGUGAGGAGAACAUACUCCCGAGGCUAUAAUUUGAUAGUGUUGUCCUUGUUACAAAAUCCCACCAGGGUAUUAUUAAGCUUCUCAGUAGAAAAACAGAAAACAUGGAAUACCAAAGUGCUACUUCUACAGCAUCAUUUUUAAAAAAGUAUUUUCUUGGGCAACCUUGUCUCUUCCCACAUUUCUCCUUCCUACCUUCAGUUUGACAAAUGGGUAUCUCAUCUGAAUAACGUUGACAGUGAAGGAAGAAUUUAAGAGCAAGCCUUUUCAAUGAAGUCAAAGAAGUCUGUGCAAAAACAGUGAAGAGAACAUUCAGCCAAUUUUUCUCCCCAUUGGAUGUGUUCUCAAGUCUAACAGAAGCACAAGGAGCAAUUUGAUAUGCUUUUAAAAGGGUACAGCCAACAGGAGUUAGGUGACUCAGCGCUCUUGAGAAAAGUUUUGCCACAAAAUAUAUUGCUUUUGUUCUAGGCUUUUGUAGUCAACGUUUUUACUAAUUCCUGUUCACCAGGAAAGCUUUCUAUUUCUAACCUGCAGCAAAGUGAAUUUUCCUGUCUCCUCAUUAGCGUUCACACACUCGCAUAGUGCAGUUUGAAAUACUCAUUUCUCACCUUCAGAUCUCUCUAUAGGUCCCCGCAUCUUCCCUGGCCUCUGCCACUAUAGGAGACCACAUGCAAUGUGCAAGCACAAUUUCCAGGAACAUUGUAGGAACACGGAUGAGUUUAGCCCACCCCCUCAUCUGCCAUGAGGUACAAUGCUUGAGGGUCAUGAAGAUGCAGCUUUGCCCGUGACUAGUCUUUCCUUGUCUCUCAUUUCUGAGCUUGAAAACAUUCUGGGCCUCGGAAAACAGGCUGCUGUAAAACAGGCCACGGAAAUGCAAAGGGCCUCUUUUUUUCAGGUUCCUCUAUCUCCCAUGGAAUGUUUUUAAUGAAAAGCAAAAUAACAUAUUGUGUGACUCUUUACAAACAUAUCGCUAUAUAAAGUGGAUAUAGUUUAUACCAAAUUGACAGUUUAGGUAUUUACAAAAACAGGUGCCUUUUUGAUUAUCCUUAUUAAUCCACUAUGGUCUUGGGAAGAAAACCAAGCAAGCAAGUUUUUGCCUAUUCCAGAAUAAUAUUUUAUUAUACAUGAUUGGUAUUUUUGUGGUGGGGAAGCGAGAUGCUCCUGACACAUAUGAAAUGUGGUAGCUGAUUGUAUUUUAUCUCUAAAGAUUUCAGCCUUUAGAAAAUACUGACUUCUGUUUUUCUUUUUUCUUUUCCCUGAAGGGUUCUUUGUGGAUUUAUAGAUAGUUGAGAUACAUAAACUUUAACUUUAGGUUUGGGAUUUAAAAUACUUAUUGUAAGAUAGAAGAGUUAUAUUAUGAGGCUAAAUACAUUUUAAAAGGUGAGAUUCACUUCAUAAAUUCCUUAUACUUUAGCAUUUGCCUCUGAUAGUCUAAAAGUGUCUAGAGUGUGAUUAUUUGGGAUAAUGUGACAGGGGGUAAAAAAGCUUUAGUUAAGUUAGACGCUCCGUAAGUUAAGUUAAGAAUGCUAAGAUGAAAGUCUCUUUCUGAAGUAUUCCAUGCCUAGAAGAGUCCUUUCCAGGCAAUGAAUUGUCAACUCUUGAUGAUCAAGACAUUGGAUGUUGCUUUUGUGGCAGCCCUUUUUUUUGUGGCAAUGUAAGCAUCAAGGUAGCAGCCCUACCUUGAUGCUUACAUCCCUACCUUGAUGCGUACAUUGCAGGAAUUCAAAGGCCUGGAAAGAUCUCCUGGGCAAAAAUCCUUCCCCAUAGUCCCUGUUACUUCAGUAUAUUCAUGGAAACUCCAUAUGCUUUUUGUGUUUGAUAUCUUGUAUCCAGUUUGCAUAGUAUAUACUUUGUAAUCAAGUUUCUGUUAAGAAUGAUUUGUUUUAAAAGAAAAGAGAAAACUGCAUCCAAGUUCCAUUCUUCAGUUUCUGUACAAUGAACGUGGGGGCAUUUAGUAGCAGCCCCGAGUAGGUUGCAGGCAUCAUGUGAAAUUGUUGUUCUAGGACCUCUGAUAAAAAUACUUUAAAAUAUAGUAUUUGCUUUUAAAUAUGUCAAAUUAUAAUUAAUGAUUAAUUUACAUGAUUGUACUAACUUUGAGAGGUUACAGUUAAAUGAGACAAUGUUUCUAAAACCCAGGGACAUACUGAAUGAUAAAAUGUUACUAAUACAAUUUGGCUUUUGUUAUGCAAAUUGUUAACACCAGCUAUUAAAUCUAUUUUAGUAGAAAUGCUUUAAUUUAUGUUCUUUUCCUCUACACUGUGAAUCUUUAAGCCUUGGUGGACGAGAGAAACGUUGUACUACCUAUGCAAACUAAUUUCCAUUUUAGUGGCUGUCACAGUAAAUGUGUAAUAAGACUUUAUUUCCCCCUGCAUAAUGUGCAGUGGCAUUGGAAUCACACUUUAAAGCUUAGCAUCAUUAUGUAUAGUAGAGUCGCUCACAACCUUUCAAGGCUACCAAAAUCCCUAGUAUUGGUAUUUGUUGACGAGCAAAUUGCUAAUUUACUAUUAAAACUACUUGAAUGGUAUCAGAACUAGAAUGACAGUUGAAUGUGUCGGCCAUGGCUUCAAUGUGGUCACUGCAAGUGUUUGCCUAUGAUAGACCUGUGUUCUCAGAUGCACUCUCUUCAGGGUAUUAUUAUUCUGUGUCAUUUUUCUGUAUUUGUAAAACAUGAUCAUGCUUUACUUUCUUAUCUCUACACAUUUGGUUUGCUGAAAUAAAUGCAGGAUAAAACAAAGUGGUUCUACUUCUUGGUUCUCACCAUGGUUUCUUAGAAAGUGAUGAACUGUUUUACUGGGGGAAGUAAGUUGAUCAUAGUAACUCACAUCAAAUGGCAUCAGAGGGGUGUCUGGGCUUCAGUGCACCGACAUUGGUGACUCAUUUCAAAUGUGUUUUCCUGGAAUAAGUUUAGCUUUAACUGAUAACAUUAUUAAGCUUUUUUCAAACUCUAUUUGAUUUUAUAUCAUAGUACUGCAAUAAUACAUCACUGUAGUUCAUUUUUUCCAAGAUUAUAUUUUUCAUAUGUCCUCAAUUGUACAACUUUAAUUUUCUUGUGUUUGCAAGAUGAAAGAAAUAGCUUGGAGCAAAGAAAAACACACACACACAAAUUGAGUCCAUGAAACAAGAAGAUACUCUGAUUUCUCAGUGAAGAAGGAUUCAUUUAUCAUAGAACAUAAUUGCUUCUCCCCCUUAAUUUCCCCAUAAUUGAAAAGUGAGUCCUUAUUUUUACCAUCAUGUAAAUUUAUCAAGAUUUGGAUCUUAGCCUCACUGUAUUCUUUUAUAAAAGUCCCUCUUUGAUGGUACUUAAUCACUCCUAAUUGUAAAUUGAUAUGUAUGCAUAGCACAUAUAUUCAACACACAUACAGCAUAAGCCCUUGUUCCAAAUCUUGAUGUUUUUGUUACAAAAUAAUGAAUUAAAUAUUUCCAUGAUAUUAAUAAUCAAACAUUUUAGUAUAUAUCAAAUGACAAUAUUACUUGAAACUUUUGCUUUUUUUCUUCCUAAGAGUUUGUUCCUUUGUCAUUACAAAUCUAUUCUUUGGAACUUAAACCAUAGAGAAAUCAAAUAACAUAGAAAGUUUUUUUUCUGAACUAAAAUAUUAAGCUUUGAAGAUACAACGCUUACUAUUUUAAUAAUUCUAACUUAAAAUUUUGCUGUUGCUUUAUUAAGUAAUUGAGCCAUUUGUAACCACCAGAAACCUACCAAAAUAACUCUCAAAAUUCAGACAUAGUACAGUAAAAAGCAGAUAAAAGGAAAGUUUUGUUUCUUCCCUUUGUGUAAUCUGCUUCCCCUACACAGAGGGAUUGAAUAAGAGUUUUGUGAUGGCAGAAAACUGGAUGUGGUCCAACUUCAAACUUCAACUGCUUUCUGCAGUUCUAAGCAAAAUUCUCUGGCCUUUGUCUAUUAUGUUUGUAUUAUGGAACAGAAGGGUUCUGGUAAAAAAUAGAAUGAGAAAAUGAAUUUUAAGGGUGAAAAGUCAAUUUGAAAACAAAGGGCUCAGUUACUGAUUUUGUAUUUAUACCAUGACAUUUUGAUUAUUGCCACCUUUUUUCUUCGUUGUCUUUCUUUUUUAAAGUAGCAGACAUAUAAAGAAUGUAGACAGAAAUAGAGAAAUGCAUCUAAAUCUGAACUCCUGUUAUUCCACUUAAAAAAUUCAUGAACUUUCUCCACUCAAAUUUAAUGAUGCUAUUGCACCUUAAAUGGGUUAGGUUAGUUUCUGAUUCUUGAUCUUACUAAUGUGCGUUAGGGGCAUGUGACCCAAGUUAUCUUUUGUGAUCAAGGUUCACCAUGUAACCUCAUGAUACUGGGCAUAAAUGGCUUGAUCACAGUGACCCACCAUAUAUAAGGUGCCCUAGGAGCUUCCCCUGUUGGAGACUACGCAGGAAACUUUAAUCAACAUAGACGAUAUCCAAGUCUUACUUAAAAGUCUCAGUGUAUAGAUCAUUGGCAAUGUCAGGAGCCACAGAGAGAUGGGAAGAAAAGUCUUCUUGUCAUUUCCCGUCACAGAGGAAGUCCCAACUCCAGUCUCAGAAGCAAAGCCACACUGAGAGCCAGGUGUGCAGGCUUUCAUCUUGCCUGGCGAGACAGGCGAAAAGAGAAGACCUCUUAUAAAAGAUAAGAUAGAAGAUCUCUUAUCUUUUAUUGUGAUAUGGGGAGGCUACUCCGAGCUGUGCUCAGGAAUCACUGCUGGUGAUGUUUGGGGAUCAAUACUCUAUAGACGAGAUUGAGCUGGGGUAGGCCGCAAGCAAAGCAAGCACUUUAUCUCAUGUACUAUCUUCCUAGGAUGGAAGGAAGUACAUGAUAUUCCCCCAACAAAUGCCACUCACAUUCCUAUAGUUGAAAUGUUACCAUGAAGUCUUACAUUUUGUUUUCUUUUAUGCCACACUACUUCAUUCUAUUGAGAGUUACUUUAGUUAGGAGUUGUUUCCCUGAGCCCUCUAAGGGGAACCCAUAGCUCAUUGCUUAUGAUUUAACUUCAAACAGUGAUACAAAGAACUGCAGGUUUAGAGGGCUAUUCACAUAAUUUUUUAAAAUCUUUGUCAAAAAAAUGGAAGCUGUCUUGGAACGACGUAGACACUGGUAAUCUAGACAGAAAAGCCAAAUUGUUUUUUCAGAGCUUUUAGAAAUACCUAUUUAUUUGGGUUUACUCAGUGAUGUUUCUUGAUGAAGGUGUAUAUAGUGGUAAAUGUAAUGCAUUUAUUCAACAUGCACAAUUUAGUGUUUAUGUCAUUCAAGGAACAGCACACAGGUCCUUUGCUCAGAAAGCUUAAAUACUUGAAAGGGGAAGUCAGCUGGCCCCUAAUCUAAGGCUCUGCACGUAUACACAUGCAUUUAGUUACACAUAAAUACUUGCACAAUUAAUGUCUUCACUGCAGCUUAUGAUAUUUUAUGAAAGCUAAACCUGGUGCUCCUAGAGUUCUUGUCACUCGGCAAAAGUGAGCUGUGGACUUUGGGGGAGAAUUGAAAAAAAAUUGUUAGAGAUACUGCUGUUUGAACAGAAUUCUGAAAAGCAUCCUGGGGGCCAUGUUAAUCCAGCGAGGUGUUGGACAUGUGGAAAUUCAGUCUCUGUCUUAGACAGAUACUGUCCUCUCUCAAGCUUUAAUUUAGCAAUAACUGGUUUUCAUAUUUUCAAUGUAAUUAAGUUUGUUGUAGACCAAUGUCUGCACAGCACUUUUAUUGUUCUCAUUAUUGUUUACUUCACUUAGGAAAAUAACUUAUCAAGUUGUAAGAGUUAACCAUAUAAACAAAAUUUACUGAUGGGAAACACUUCACUUCUUUUAUGGGGGGAAGGAUAAUUGAUUCAUGUGUAGACUUUCGUGUGUUUGUACUUUCUCUCUGAAUAUUUUUUGAAAAAUGUGUGCUUACAGAGUUUGUUGCUAUGGUGCCUGCCACUGAAUUGAUUGAUUGAAAAUGCUCUUCUGUCCUAUUUUAGAUUUCAAAGAUUUCAAAUUUGUCUUUUUCAUUUAGUAUGUGAUAGGUGCUGGAUUUGCUGCAUUAACACUGGGAAACACAGGGAAAAUAACUCAAUGGUAAUUAUUUGUAAUUAGACCCUGUUCUGAGACAAAUCAUGGCUUUUGCUUAUAGAAUCUUGGAAUUAAUCUGCACACCUUCCUCCUAUAAAAAUCUGAUCCUAUGUUUGCACACUUUAUUGUGUGGAUCCUGCCCAUUUAAGUAAAUGAUUGAUUUUAUGGUGGAUAUAUUUGCUUCUCUUCAUCAAUGCCUGACAAAAUGCUUGUUGAUGGGGAAGUCCUGGAUACUUGGAAACAUUUCCUGGCUGCAUAGAUUUCUUUCUUUUAUAAAGAGAUGUGUUGGUUUUCAAGAAUGUCACAAAAAGUAGUUUCAUAACAUGUAUUUAUGCUAUGUUGCUUCUUUUAAAGGUGUUCUUUAUGAGCUAA